AAAAAAACAUUCUGAUAGCGUCUCAUAUUUCGGAAUGUUUAAGUCGCAUUGUUUGGAAAGAUUUGACGUGUAAACAUUGAUAAGUCAUGGUGCUAACAAAGAAAUUUAUUUACGCGAAACGUGUCGAAGGUGAACCGAAAGAAACGGAUUUUAGUCUUAUUGAAUAUGACCUACCUGUUGCACUAAACAAUGGAGAGGUGUUUGUUGAAGCCAUUUAUCAUAGUGUUGACCCCUAUAUGAGGGUAGCCAUGGGUAAUCACCCAAUUGGAACGACAAUGAUUGGAGGUCAAAUUGCGAGGGUGGUGGAAUCCAGAAAUGAUUUGUAUCCAAAAGAUUCAAUAAUAUUUGGACAACUGGGAUGGCAAACGCAUUCAAUAUUCAACCCUGUUAAUAACAAAGACUCGAUUCAAACGUACGUUCUACCCUCGUUUGGCGAACUAUCCGUUUCGCUUGGGCUUGGUGCUCUCGGUAUGCCUGGGAACUGUGCAUUCUUUGGAUUUUUAACUGUUUGCAAGCCACGUCCUGGUGACGUGGUUGUGAUUACUGGAGCUGCCGGUGCGAUAGGUAGUCUAGCAGGACAAAUAGCUAAAUUGAAGGGAUGUAAAGUGAUUGGACUGGCUGGCUCGGAAGACAAGUGUAACCGUUUGAUUAAUGAGCUAAAUUUCGAUCAUGCCAUCAAUUACAAAACUCAAAAUAUUCCACAAACAUUUCAACAAAUGGCUCCCGACGGCAUCGACUGUUUUUUCGAUAAUGUUGGUGGCACGACUAGCGUGGAAAUUAUCUAUAAAAUGAGGGAAUUUGGUCGAAUCUGUGUCUGUGGUUCAAUUUCUUCCCACAAUUCAGAUGCAUCGACCGUCAGUCCGGUACGGAUUGUUCAGCCAGCUUUCGUAACUAAACAGCUGGUCAUGGAAGGUAUUCAGGCAUGGCAGUAUGCGGACAAAUGGAUGGACGGCAUUCAACAGAUGUUAGAAUGGGUUAGCGACGGUAAAAUUAAGUGCUGUGAGACUGUGACGCAUGGUUUUGAAAGUUUACCGAAAGCUUUUGUUAACAUGAUGAAAGGCGGAAAUUUUGGGAAAGCCGUUGUUAAGUCGAAAUGAGUUUUCCGAAUAAAAUCAUUCCUGUUGGAGUACA
Molecule: messenger RNA, 1131 nt
Organism: Bradysia coprophila
Lineage: Eukaryota; Metazoa; Arthropoda; Insecta; Diptera; Sciaridae
Product: prostaglandin reductase 1-like
Biological process (GO): prostaglandin metabolic process
Cellular component (GO): cytoplasm
Molecular function (GO): 15-oxoprostaglandin 13-reductase [NAD(P)+] activity; 2-alkenal reductase [NAD(P)H] activity
Source: RefSeq, a predicted model, not a curated record